This is a messenger RNA of Aplysia californica (California sea hare), 3362 nucleotides long. RefSeq lists its product as uncharacterized. Bases 432 to 2624 code for a protein of 730 amino acids. NCBI's taxonomy places the organism in Eukaryota, Metazoa, Mollusca, Gastropoda, Aplysiida, Aplysiidae. The transcript is spliced from 2 exons. Gene Ontology annotation, molecular function: protein binding. The record is from RefSeq and is a predicted model, not a curated record.
GUGGAAAUUUGGCUUGUUGACUUGUGUUGGAAUAAAAUAGACUCUAGAAUCUAGAGUCUGUCAAGAUGAGAUUCUAGACUCACCAGAUCUAGAUUCUAGAUCUAGAUUUUCUAGUUCAAUACAGAUUCUACUUGUUCAUCGCAAGCUCAUGUCACCCUGUACGACAACAGUCAAUAUUGAAAUAAUUCGCAGUCUGUAUUGUUUGGUGAUGAGCUACAAUUUUAAAGAGGAGUCAGUUGUGUGAAAACUACAUUUCAAGAACAAACCCAGAACAACUUUUUCACUUCUGAAGUGGGGUCUGUGAGCCCAGACUGUAUUGAUGUCUUGUCCAUUGCUUUUCUGGCCUAUUUGGUAAUUGGAUAUUUGUCAAUGGCCAUCCUUUUUAGAUUCUGAGAAUAUAUGUGUCCCUUUGCUCUUGCUACUCAUACAACAUGUCAGGUUUUAAUGGUGAUGUGGACUGUGACAUUGCCUCUGCCAUAUUCAAAGAAUUCCAGGCAAAGUCUUUGCAUGCUUUUUGUGACUUCACAGUCAUUGUGGAAGGACAAAAGUUCAAAUGCCACAGGUUUAUAAUGGGUGCCUGCUCAGAGUUCUUCAAUGGCCUCCUACGGUCAGGUAUGCGUGAGAGUUUAGAGCAAACAGUGACCAUUCAAGGGAUAUCGAAAGAAUCAUUUUCCCUUUUACUGCACUGCUUGUAUUCAGGUAGCAAUGUUUUUACCCCUGAGAAUGUUAUUGCUUUAUGGCAUGCGAUAAAUAUGCUUCAGAUUACUUGUUUGAAACAAAAAUGUGAAGACUUUGUCAUUGGCAUUAUGGGGCGCAAUUAUGUUGACUUGUACAGACAUGCCAAGCUUCUAGACUGUGAUCGGGUGUUGAACGUUUGCCUGGAUCUUAUGCGUGAAAACUUUGAAACUGUUUCAAAGAUGGAAUCUGUUGUCUAUGUUGACCCUAAGGAUUUCCUGUAUUUGAUUUCCCACAAUCACCUAAUAGUGUCAUCAGAGGAUCUGGUUGUGUACGCAAUUUUGAAGUGGGUUUCCAAACAAGAUCAUUGUAGUUCCCCCGAUGACUUUGGAGAGUCUGUUUCUACAAGUCAUUUGUCGGAUCUCGAUAGUAAUACUGAUAUAACGGAUGUUUGUCAAAAUGUUUUUGAUAAAGGUGCCACUGCUGGGAUUAGCACUUUCAAAGAAAGUGAAGAGGAUGGUUUGGACAUUUCAAGUGACGAUGCUACUCCUUGUGCAACAGUGGACAUUCAUAUUGUGAGCCAGGAGUCAAGAGAUGGACUGAAGAAAGAUGCUGUUAAAGAAAAAAUACAUUCCAGUGCAUUUUUGAAUCCUAAUGUCAGAAGCCAACUCCAAGAUAAAGACACUUGUGGUGUAGCUUUGUCAGAAAGUCCGCUCAGAAGUAUUGGAAAGGAUUAUGCAAGCUCUACACUUGGUCAUAUGUUCUCUAGUGCAGAGAGGAAAUCAUGGUUAAGCAGAUUACUUGGUGCAGCCAAGUUGUGUCUGGUGAGCACUGUGUGCAUUGAGGUGCUAAUGGGGAACCAAGCCGUCCUGGAAUCUCAUGACACUCUUCAGAUGGUGCGGGAAGCUGUAGUCUAUCAACUCAAGCCAAGCCACUCCCUCACUUAUUGGCCAGAAUCUGCUAUACACAGACUUUCCAGCAAACUAGAAAAUGUUGCUGUGUUUCUCCACACCAAAGAUGCCUAUCUGAUGGCGUACAGCUUUGAGCGAGCUGAAGUUUUCUACAUGAGCAGACCACCAUGUUCUCAAACGAGCUCUGGGUGGUUUGGACAGGAAAAUCUUGACCCUCAUAGCUUGUGUGUCUUUGAUGAUCGCAUUUUCUUAGCCAAAGCAAACAAAGUGCAGAGAGGUUUUUCUUUUCCUUUCAGUCGAGAGUCUAGAGAUACAUAUGCAGUCCUGGACAUUCUGUGCACCUUGACAAGCCCUCACAAUUGGGCACCUGUCAUGAGCCAAGUCGAGCGUGUGCAAGUUGUGCUUGGACAUGGGAAACAGCUGUAUCUUAUAGGUUCAUCCAUCUAUCGCAUCACUCCUGGGGAAUCACUCACUCUCUCUAGUGCCACUAAAGUGAAAGCGUUAGCUUCCAUUCUACACACACCUUCCCUGGCUUAUGGUUUCAGAAACAACAUUUUGAUUUUCGGACAGUGCCAAGACGCAGAGAGAGUCAGGGUGACCUUGUUUGACCCGGAGAGUCUUGAGUUGAGAGACUGUCCUGAGGUUGAAGGGCCAGCUGACCACCUUGUGGCUUUCAACACUGAGACAGAUGACUUUUUAUUGCAACGAAAUGGGAGUCUGUGGCAGAUUGAUCAAGACUGUGACAGGUUGAGUGUACCAAAGUUUCGGUUUGUGACAAAACUCUGGGGCUUUGACUGGAACCUGAGAGGAGCAAUUGUGUACAAGAAAAGCUUGUACUUAUUUGGAAACAACAAACCUCAGCCAAUGGAAACCGGGGCUCCUGGUUCAACAGGAAUGUGGUCUUCUAGUCUGCCAGGAAUAUUUGAUAGCAUAAAGGUGGUUCCAGUACCUGCUGCUACACAGUGCCUGCCCGUUGUCUUGCCCAGAGACUGGCUUGUGAUAAAUGUAGCAAGUAUGCAACACGUUAUGUCCAUUUAAUGAUGUCUUUUUUUUCUUAUUGAUGCUUGAUGUAUUCUUGUUAAAGAACCCGGCGAAAAAGUAAUUAUCUUUUCAAUAUAAUAGUACUCUUCAUACCUCAGAGCAAACCCUUUAUUCCAGUACAUUCUAGAAUUUCAUCCCAUGAGUGAUAUUUUUAUAAUGAAGGUCACUCUGCCACAUGGAAGACAAUGUUCAAAGUAUUUAACAUACAAUGUAUACAUAAUAAUAGAUAUUUUGUUCCAGUGACACUCCAAAAAUGACCUCCACCUCAUCCGUAGUGUAUGUGGCAUAGCUGUGAGGUGAUAGCCUACUUGCACCUUGUCUUUGAAGCUACUUUUGCACAAAAGAGCACUACUGGGUGAAUAGCCUACUUUUUGCCAGUAUAUUUUAGAAGAUUAUGAUCAGCAGUAGAAGCUGAUUUUUCAAAUUAAUAAUUUCUCCCUUCUUUUCUUUAUCGUACAUUAAUUUGCAAUUUUCACUCUCUGUCUUUGUUUGCAUAUUCAGCUUACACACGGCAUUGUGCAAAGUCAAUUAUUUUGGAAUAUAUAUAUAUAUAUAUAUAUUAAUAUUCAUUAAGGGAGAAAGGAAAUAUCUUUCUGUCUGUAAUGUCAGUCUGUGUAUCUGGCUCAACCUUUUUCGGUAAAAUUGCCUUUAUAACAUGGGUUGUGGACAGCGUGCUCUGGUGUGGUUUGCUCCUUCUGUCCUAUCAAAAAUCUGUGUUCAGACAUGGUGGAAUCA